Molecule: messenger RNA, 1422 nt
Organism: Penicillium manginii
Lineage: Eukaryota; Fungi; Ascomycota; Eurotiomycetes; Eurotiales; Aspergillaceae
Product: WD repeat WDR12/YTM1 family ribosome biogenesis protein
Exons: 3
Coding region: 1-1422 (473 amino acids)
Biological process (GO): ribosome biogenesis
Cellular component (GO): preribosome, large subunit precursor
Molecular function (GO): protein binding
Source: RefSeq, a predicted model, not a curated record
AUGAGUGACGAUCAAGGAUCUGCUGCCGAGCCUGUCCAAAGACAGGUUCGUGUGCAACUUACGAGCAAACAGGAGGACAUUGCCCUUCCUGAAUCCACCGGACCCAUUCUCGUGCCUACCGGCCUGCGACGUUAUGCCCUCUCGACAUUGGUGAACAACCUUCUGAGCAGCGAGAAGCCGAUCCCAUUCGAAUUUUUGAUCAACGGAACUUUUUUGCGUACCUCGAUCGAUGAAUACUUGAGUGCCAAUGGUAUCUCCUCUGAGACGACUCUUGAGAUUGAAUAUGUUCGCGCUUUGAUUCCCCCGCUUCACAUUGCCUCGUUCCAGCACGAUGACUGGGUCAGCGCAACCGAUGUGCUCUCUGCAACCGCACCUGCCGCAACCUGGGCCUCUGGCGCCACUUUCUCCAAAGGCCAAGAGAGAAUUCUUUCCGGUUCUUAUGAUGGAUUCCUUCGUGUUUGGAACAUGUCUUCUGAGACCAUUGCCACUUCCCCUGCUGCUACCGAGGGUGGCCACACGGCCUCUAUCAAGGCUGCCAAAUUCGUGUCUCCCAACCAGAUCGCUUCGGCUUCCCUGGACCGCACUGUUAGGCUGUGGAAGUACACCGAGGAAGCUGGUGGCUUCUCUGGAAAGAUUGCUCCUCAGCUCGAGCUCUAUGGCCACAAAUCCGGAAUCGAGUCUUUGGCCGUGCACGCGCCAUCUAACCGUCUUCUGACCGGCUCGUCCGAUCACAACGUUGGAUUCUGGAGCACCAAGAAGGCUGAUGCUCCUGCUGCCCCGGAGAACUUGCUUCCUUCUAACGCUGCUCGCAACUCCAAACGACGUAAGCUGAACUCGUCUGUCAGCACUGCGCAACGCGGUCCUCUGGCCCUUCUUUCAGCUCACACCGCUCCCGUUUCGGCUGCCAUCUUCGACGCCAGAGAUUCCACUGUUGGAUACUCUGCAUCUUGGGACCACUCCCUCCGCACUUGGGAUCUAGUCACCGCUUCCCUGGUUGAUACUCGUACUACUGCACACUCGCUACUCUCUCUGGAGCACCUUCCCGACCACAACCUUCUCGCAGCUGGUACCUCUGCUCGCCACAUUACUAUGAUUGAUCCCCGCGCCUCUGCCACCACUGUUGCUGCUAUGACUCUCCGUGGCCACACCAACGCUGUUGUCAGCUUGGCCCGCGACCCGCACAGCUCACACGGUCUGAUUUCCGGUUCCCACGAUGGAACUGUGCGCCUGUGGGACUUGCGCAGCACCAAGACCGACAAGGAAGGUAUUGUCGGCAAGGCGGACUCAAAGCGUGUCGGAGGAGAGGGCGUCAAGGUGUUCAGUGUGUGCUGGGACGAAACCGUCGGCAUUGUGAGCGCGGGUGAGGACAAACGGAUCCAGAUCAACCGUGGUGAAGGUGUUCUGUCCUCGGCAAAGGAGUAG